AGCUAAUCAUGAUAACUCCGCCCACUUGGUUCACCUUUUCCGACGUAAGCUUGGCCCUCCUGCUUUCUCUAAUACGCAACUCUUCUGUGCGGAAGCGUCUGGUUUCUUCUGUGGAGAAAGAAAAAAAGUUAUAUUCUGCAAAAGUAAAGCACCAGCUCUCUUCAGCUUUGUCUUCAUAUCCAUGAAUGCCACUGGAUUCCAUAAGUAUCCUUAAGAAAAUAAAAUUGGUGCAACUACUUGCUGACAACUCAUUCUCUGGUAACAUUAUUAAUGUGGGAUAUUCUGGAGCUGGAGUAAAAGCGCAGAACAUGGACAAGGCAAAGAUUGUCAUUGUUGGUGCUGGUCUGAUUGGCUUAUCCACUGCUGUCUGCAUUUCAGACUCCAUUACAAACUGCAGAGUGUCUGUCAUGGCUGAUAGAUUUUCUCCUAACACGACCAGUGACGUUGCUGCAGGAAUGCUUAUCCCACAUCUUUAUCCAGGCACACCUGUUCAUCAGCAGAAGCAGUGGUUUAGGGAGACCUUUGACCAUCUGUUAUCCAUCUGUGAUUCCUCAGAGGCCUCAGAAGCUGGGAUUCAUUUGGUAUCUGGCUGGCAAAUAUUUAAGGCCAUUCCUGAGGAGAAGAUCCCAUUCUGGUCUGAUGUGGUUCUGGGCUUUCGCUCAAUGACUGAAAAGGAGCUGAAGAAAUUUCCACAGCAUAAAUAUGGUCAAGCUUUUACUACACUGAAAUGUGAUUGCCCAUCAUACUUAAUUUGGCUGGAGAAAAGGCUGAAAGAAAAUGCUAGGAAAAUAGAAGAUCUCUGGGAGCUAUACCGUGACUUUGACAUCGUAGUAAACUGCUCAGGCAUUGGUUCCCGAAAACUUGCAGGAGACCUAGAGGUACACCCCAUCAGAGGGCAAGUUCUCAAGGUUCACGCUCCUUGGAUCAAGCACUUCAUUCGCGAUGGUGAUGGUCUGACCUACAUCUAUCCAGGGAUACACAAUGUAACAUUAGGUGGGAUAAGAGAAAAAGACAACUGGAGUUUGUCCCCAGAUCCCGUUACCAGCAAAAAUAUAUUUGAUAGAUGUUCCACACUUGAGCCUUCACUUCGGACAGCUGAGAAUAUACAAGUGAAGGUGGGCCUGAGGCCAUCUCGGUCAGCUGUGAGACUACAGAAAGAGGUACUGACCCACAAGAGUGAGAAGUUGCUGGUGGUUCACAAUUAUGGCCAUGGAGGAGGUGGCUUUUCAAUACACCAGGGUACUGCCAAGGAGGCAACUUGGCUGGUUAAGGAGUGCCUUGAAACCCUGGCAAUGUGUGGGCGUAAAGCAAAGCUGUAAAUAAGAAAGAAAAAAAUCUCUUUGGAUCCUUAGCAGUCUGGUAGAAUUAGGAUCGUGGGUGUGAAGUAAAAUCUGGAGGAAUGUCAUCCAGCUGAUUAUAUGCCAGUUACUUAAUUGUUCAGUGCUUGUGGCCCUCUUAGGAAAGCAUAAAGUGCUAAGACUGAAGAGAAGAGAAGAAGGACCACCUGCUAGAUUUUGCUGAUCAGGAAGCCCUUAGCUUAGAACAGUGUUUCUCAACCUUAGCCAUUUUAAGAUAUGUGGACUUCAACUCCCAGAAUUCCCUAGCCAGCCAUGCUUUUUACAGCUGAAUUCAUGGGAAGCAAUCACUCCAAUUGUAUAUAUAGGUAGUCCAUUAGUUUAAAAGAAGAUAUGCUGUUGUACAGUUCAUCUGUGGACAUGGAGGUAGCUUUGCAAUCCCAGUCUGAAAGCACAGAAUUUAGCCCAAAGGGGCCACUGGAAGUUAAUCUUUGCAAUAAUUGUGAAUGUUAAUUCCGUGAUAGCUUUCAUGUUUCGGUUGCACCUGGCUUCAAAGCUGGUGGAGACUUCAUAGUUCCUUCAUUACCCAGAAAGCCCUUUUUACUUACAGUAAAACACUUUCAGUAUUUUAGUGUCCCUGUUAUGAUUGGGCAGUGGGUUUGUGUGUAAUUAUCCAAAGAAAAACCAAGUUUGGGAAGCACCAGGUUAAGGUGUUGAAUUAGGAACUAGGGAAAACCAGUAUCAACUCCAGUAUCGCUAGGGAUUUUAGCUUGAUCAUGUUCAUUCCCAGCUCAGUCUAGCUUAUUGGGGAAGAGGGGAGAAAGGAGUGCUAUAUAUGCCCCCAACAGCUUUUAAAUGAAAGGAAGGUCAGAAAUCAAAGAAGUGAAUAAACAUGAAGGGAGAUAAAAAAAGAUUUCUUGUUGGGCUGGAACUCUGCUUAAACAAGAAGGGUGCUAGUUUUUUGUCCACCUUCAGCUCCUUGCUUUAUCCUUUGGCCCUCAAUCUCAACCAAGAUUUCACCCUCCCUGGGCCUUUUGCUGUCCUCUAGAUGUACUCAUCGUUACAAUUUAUGCAUUGUAAAGAUUAUUUGGAGGUGGGAGGUACUUCCAAUGUAAUCUACCGAAUCCCCUGCCUCUGAUACGUAGGGGAAAGCUAAUCACCAGAUUGCAAGAAUACAAGCAAAUGGUCAGAUCAGGAGACCCAAACUCAUUGGUAGCCUCACACUGGCGAUGAAAAAGGACACACAUUUAGUUUUGCACCUACUAAGAUUGUUGGAUGAGCAAGCACAAAAACAGCCAGGGAAAUGAUUGAAGCUUGGGAAACAGGCCCCUCGUCAAGUCAACAGGAGUGCUGAUUUACCACCAGCCUAUUCAAGUACUUAGAAGACGAGGGCUGGGCAGCACAAGCAAACGACAGCCAACGACUUACAAGCCAGCCAUCAACCCACCCCAGUCAACAUCUAAAAAAACCACAUACAACAGGCACUAUAAAUACCACACAUAGAACAGCUCACACUCUGCUAGGGAGAAGUUCUCUGAGGAUGGGCUCCAGCACAAGUCCGAAAACUUGGAAGACUAAACCGCUCGUCCCGGUGACUGAACCAGAUUGGAUCCUACAACAUUAACUUGGGAAACGUAUAUUUGCCUUCUUUCGUACUUGUCUCCAGAUGCUAUUAAUUGUCAAUAAAUAUGUCAAGAUGCCAUAUGAAAAUGUGGGGCCCUGUACUCCAAUACUGUUGGAUUGGAGGAUAUCCAGGUGGGAAGGCUGCCUUACCAAUUCAUGUCAUCAUCACUCAGUUGAUGGAGCCAUCAAGAGAUAGGUAUCUAAUUCAAAUGUGAAUUAUCUUGCAUAUUCAAAAUCUUUUGUCAAAUUUCUAGGAUGAAAUACAUAUGUGGCAGCUUGAGUUUUAUUACCAAAUACUGUAUUUUAACCUGCAUACAUAAUUGACUGAAUCAGUUAACAGCUUACAUCUAGAAGUAUGCCAUGAUCUUUGUCAAGGCUGGUAUCAGUGAAAUAAAAUGUACUUCUUCUAGUGG
Crotalus tigris (Tiger rattlesnake) is the source of this 3331-nucleotide messenger RNA. It is a transcript of the gene DDO, whose product is annotated as D-aspartate oxidase. The record is from RefSeq and is a predicted model, not a curated record. Gene Ontology annotation, molecular function: FAD binding; D-amino-acid oxidase activity. Lineage: Eukaryota; Metazoa; Chordata; Lepidosauria; Squamata; Viperidae.